Messenger RNA from Megalopta genalis, 6343 nucleotides. It is a transcript of the gene Nost, whose product is annotated as Nostrin. Gene Ontology annotation, cellular component: cytoplasm; plasma membrane. Gene Ontology annotation, molecular function: protein binding. NCBI's taxonomy places the organism in Eukaryota, Metazoa, Arthropoda, Insecta, Hymenoptera, Halictidae. The record is from RefSeq and is a predicted model, not a curated record.
CAACGUCUCUUCGUUCUCGUUUUUCGUUUGUUUUUGAUUUCGGUGCUGCCUUCCAUCCGUCCCCUUCCGAUCGGUUUUCGCGGCUUAAACGCGGUUUAAACCGUAGCAAAAAGGAAGCGACCGAAGGACCGGAACAACGGAUGGAUCGCCGCGACGAACGGAAUCGUACAUACGUGGUAUUUGCGAUGGUAGCGAGCGACGAACGAACGACUGCUCGACGCUGAAAUUUCACAGCGUUCGACGAAAAGAAAUGGAAAGAUAUCGCAGCAGAGUCUUGCCUCGAGGCCUCGAGGCUGCGGAGGCACGUGCCGCGAGUUAAGCGCCGCUUAAUCGUUAACGCAAGGAGAAUUUAUAAUCUAUUAUUAGGAGAGCGGUCCUCGACUAUGCGCGUACUUACCGUUGCCGCGAUUUCAUUUCGCAGAGAUACGAGGAGCACGGUGCACCGUUCGCGCGGUUGUGCAACGCGCGUGUACGCAACGUAAUACGGAUAUAAUUGUUUGACCGACGCUGUUGUAUAAUACGAUACGACGCGACGUACGAACGCGAGUUCCAACGCGAAUCCAGUCGUCGCUGGAACGUCGUCGCUCGAACAUCACGGUUCGGGGAGCGUCGCGCUCUCGCGUUUUCGCGGUUCUCUCCCCUUUUAUUUCUUCCAUCGAUCUGCGGAAAUCGGAAGAGACCGCGACGAUCGUGUUCGACACGAUUCUUCCGUCGCGGAUCGAAAGCUCCGAUCGAUCGCUCCUCGAACGGUUCGCGACGAUCGACCGUGAAACACGGUCUCGUUCCCGGGAAUCGCGUUUUCAACGUUCCGCGAUGAUUCUUCGCAAGGUCGUUGAACGGCCCGCCAAUUUGCGCGGAUCGGCAUGACUGUGAAAUCGAUCGGUGAAAGAGUAACGAAUCGACGAUGCAGCCGGCGCGACUAUGCGCGAAUCGCGUAACGUGGAAAAAACCGAUAAAUCGUGAAACUGGAACGAUACAUAGGCGACCGACAACCACAGGUGCAUCGGUCGCGCGCGGAAGCGGCUAACCGGGCAGGCGAGGCGAGGCGAGGCGAGGCGCGGCAUCGAGACACUAGGCGCGGUAUCGCCUUAUCAUUGUCGCCAUUGUCGCAGCUGUAAUCGUAGUUGCGUGCACCGUAUAUAACGAACAUCGAAGCGACGUCGUACGGUCUUCGACGCCUUGAAAUUGAUCGUCGAACGUGUAAUUUUUGCAAAUGUGCAAACAGAAGCGGAUGGACGAAUUUUCGAGACAGUCCAUGUUCGUGGGAAAACAGAAAUGUCAUCGACGUUCACCCACCGCGAAGCGUUUCGAAAUUCGGUGCUCGUAGGUAAAUCGACCGACGACGUUGGAUCUUUGAACGGGUAGACGGGAGACGUUUCGAUCGAUACUAUCGGUCGAAAUCGCGUGAUCGCGCAUCGCGCGAUCGCGUCAUCGCGUCAUCGCGUCACCGCGUCACCGACGGACGCGCGAACGUUGCGACGUCGUGUCAGCAUUCUGCGUUUUUAUCGCGCGCAACGAUCGAUCCGAGCAGUGAACCGAAUCGAAUCGAACCGUACCGAACCGAACCGCGGGGAGCACGUCGGAAGAAAAUGGAAGAAAUGCGACACGCGUGGGCCUCUCUGAAAUCGGUUAGAAAAUUGUCGUCGUCACCGAAAGCGAACGCGAACGCGAACGCGAACACUGGGAACGGCAACAACAACUCGUCGACGUCGACGAUCUGGUACGACGCGCCGACGCCGGUGAUAAUUCACUGCCGCGAGUUUUCCAUCUCCGAUGGGAAUCGGGAGGUCGCAAAGGUGGUCGACGAGGAGCAACGGCCGUUCCGUGACCGGCGAGCCAUCCCGACGGAACAACCGUCGGGAGAUCGCGAGAAAGCAACCGACUGCCGAGACGAAAAACGGCACAAGACCACCGUGGAACUGACGGCGGUUGCAUCGGUGGAAACCGACGUGGACGGGGUGCCGACGAUCAGCUUCAGUUUCUUGCAAGCCGACGAGAAGCGUCCCGUCCUUGACUCGAAUGCGCCGGGGUCCGCAUCCUCGAGCAUGGCCGACGACAACGAUCAAACGAGUAUCGUCUCGACGUCGCAAUCUUAUCGGCUCUACGACUUUCCCCGGAAUUCGUACGUACGCGACGAAACCGAGAUCAAGACCGAGACCGAGACCGAGAACGAGAACGAGAACGAGAACGAGACCAAAAGCGAAACAACCAAAAUCAAAAUCGAAAUCGAAACCGAAACCGAAACCGUGAAGGUCGUAGAAAGUCGUCAGGACCUGGCAAAGACGACGAACGAUGGCAAUGAAAUUCACGGCACGAUUCGAAAAGAAUUCGACGAAAGAAAAGAUCCGGAGCUUAUAAAAGAGGCGGAGACUCGCGAGGAUUUGGUUGACCGAUCGAACGAUAUCGCCCCGGAGAAAGCGAACGGACGAGCGAUCGUGAGAAUCGGUUCGGUCGGCGAGAAGAACGGUCGAAGCGGUCGCAACGACCGCGCGAAGCGAUCGAUCGGAUCGUUCGAGUCGGGUCGAAAGAGCUACGGCACGGAGGAGGACGACGAGAACGAGGAGUACGUUGUCGGAAUCGCCUCCGUGUCUGGAUCCCACUCGGAUCCCGAGUGUUCGAACGACGCUCCGUCCAGCGCGUCCCGUCGAAUCCGGCGUUCAAAGUUGCAGAAGCACCGAUUGGGAAAAGCGUGGGACAAAAUGAGGAGUUGGCUGCGCGACGAAACCACCAGGUUCAACGAGGUGGUCAACAAGCACGCGAGAAUGCAAGCGGUCGGGGCCCUCGCCGCGGAGACCGAACAACCGGCGAACGUCCCUAAAGUUUCGAACGUCUCGAACGGCAAACGCGAGUCGGCGUCCUACGACUUGACCAGGGCGACGAUCGGGCACACGGGCUCCGUCACCAGGGUCGAGGAGUUCGGUUUCGUUUCCGUCUCCGUCUCCGCCCCCGCCUCCGCCACCGAGACAAUCGCUACUCGGCCGGUCGAAAUCAAAACCGAUAUCGAAGCCGAAACAGAAGCCGAAACAGAAGUCGAAACCGAAAUCGAAGCCGCCGGCCCGAGAAGAGUGCUCGGCAGCGCGAACGAUCCGAAUCCCUGCUGCGGCACGGAAAACGAGGAGGCGGACAACGCGAUCGCCGAGACCGCCGAGACCGCCGAGAUCAAGGAUCACGCUCGAAAAGUCGGCCUGAUUAAGAGAAGAAUGCUGGGCUCGAUCAGAGGGUUAAUGGCCUCUACUCAUCUGCUUCACGUUCACGAGGCCGAAGAGGGAGGGCAAGGCGGUUUCGAGGACGUUCGAAGGUACGUCAAGCAGGGCGGUGACUUUUGCAAGGAGUUGGCAGCUAUCCUACACGAAAGGGCGGAACUGGAAGCAACUUACGCCAAAGGACUCUCCAAGCUGAGCAACAAACUGACGAAAGCGUGCGCAAAGGAUCAAGGUGGGAACAGCAGCGGAGGCGUGAACGAGGCAUGGAGAUGCAUCGGCGAGGAAAUGGAGGCUGCCGCGGAAGCUCACAGGGUUUGGAGCGUCACGCUCAGCGAGCAGCUCGCGAAACCGAUCCGGGUGGGAGUAGCGGAAGCUCAGGGCCGUUCGAGGAAGUCGAUCGAGAACGCGGUCGACAAAGCUGGAAAAUCUCUUCACGAGUGGCGUAACAUCGCUGCGAAAAGCAAAAAGCAGAGUUUCGCUUGCGCGCGGGAAAACGAGAGGCUGCAGGACUUGGCGAGGCUGCAGUCGAUCGGUCAGAGCCAGCAGAGCAACAACAAAUCGUCGAGCCAUCACCAUCAUCACCAUAUGACCGAGAAGGAGGCGAGCAAGCUCGAGGCGAGGAGGAGAAAGGCCGAGGACUCGUCCCGUAGGGCGGACACGGAGUUCUACACGGUGAGCGUGAGAGCCGAGAGAGCCAGGCUCGAGCACGAGAGCACGGUGAGGAAAGGAGCCAAGCAGAUGGAACUCCUCGAGGAGGAGCGAUCGAGCGCGCUCAAGGACCUCGCGAACGUUUACCUGGCGCACCUGCAGGCCCUCGCUCCUCGUUUGCAACAGAGCACGGACCGUUUGAUAGCGCCCGUGCGCAACUGCAACGUAUCCCACGACAUCGAGAUUCUGAAGAAUCUGAUACGAAGAGUCGAGAGCAACGACACCUGCAACUCCGAGCAACUUUUGCCCGAUUUUUACGCCGAGCAUGUCACCCUCGCGAUGAACAGGGAGCGUCGGAAACAGUCGCUGGUCAGAGUUCUCCAUUUGAUCAGGCAGGACUUGGAGCGAGAAAAACGCGGACGCGAGGGUCUGGAAACGCUUCACAGAGCUUUCGUCUCGACGCCCGCCUUCGCCGCCGACGAGAGCACGCAGAAUGUCACGGAAAAGUUGCAUCACAUGCGCUCUAUGCUGUUGUACUUGGAGGCAGCGAGGUACAAAGUUGGAGGAACUCUGGCAGAAAUGGAAGGCAGCAAACGAGCCAAGCAUCCCUUGGCGGAACAUAUAUUGGUUUCGAGAGACAAACAAGGAUUACAGCAGAGCGUCCUUAAGGUUCCUUCUUGGGCGAAGAACGAAUCGUUCGAGUUUCAAGACGACCAAGACGACCAAGACGAAAUGGAUGUUCGUCUAGCGAAGGAUCACGAGACCGAGAGCCGCGAUUGGGCCGAUCGAACGGCCGGCGACGGCAACUCUGAGAAUCCGCCCGACGAGGACGACUUCAGCGACUUCGACGAGUUCAGCAGCCAUUCCGAGGACAAUAACAAUCAAGAUAUCGACGGUGCCGGCGAGACUGAGACUACCGGAAAGCCCAUGGAGGACGCCGCCACGGCGGAACGGUGCAGGGCGAUCUAUCAGUACUCGGCGAAUUUGAACGACGAGCUCAGCUUGAGCCCCGGGGACUUGAUAACGGUGCACCAGAAGCAAUCGGACGGUUGGUGGAUAGGCGAAUGCAAAGGACGGACCGGCAUAUUUCCAGCCACUUACGUGCAAGUUAUUCAUUGAUCGGACAUCGGCGCGUUCGCGAGUCGGCCAUCUUUUAUCGGUACUUUUCUUGCAUUCGUCGCCCGUGCGGCCGACAACCGACAACCGACGACGCUACGCUGCCGAGAAAAAAAAAGAAAAAAAGAACUUUCUCCGCGUGUGCGAUCGAUCCAUCGAUCAAAGUCGAUCGAGAACCUACCAAAGCACGCUCGAACGUCUCGAGUAGCGAAGCCACGUUUCGUUCAACGUGGACCGGUCAACCCUCGACCGGUUAGAAUAACAUUUUUACUCGAAUCUAACAACGUAUGCGGUGUAUACGCUUCGACUAAUUUUAUACGAUUACGACACUACCGACUACUAAACCAAAUCGAUCACCCACAAAAGUCUUUGCAAUUGUAAAUCUUUAACCGUUCUACCUAAAUCGAGUAAACUUGUCAUCGAGAUUGUUAGAAUUCAACGAUUAAGAAGUGCGCGUUUUACUUUACCAUUGUGGGCGAACACUUUUCCGGUACAUUGUGUUAUACGUAUACAUGUGCUUGCGUCCGCGCGCGUGUCUCUCUCUCUCUCUCUCUCUCUCUCUCUCUCUCUCUCUCUCUCUCUCUCUCUCCCCCCCCUAACGUUAUCCAAGUGCCAACUAAAGCAUACGCGAUCGAUAGAUACGUAGGUAAAACGCGCGGAACGUUUGAUCGCGCAACUUAUUUCGAAUACAACGAACCGUUAUCGCCCUGUGAAUGUUUUCAUCGUCUACGCCUUCUACUAUUAAAUACGAUGUAUAGUAUUAAUAGCAUAUAGUUGGUUCGAGUCACUAUGCUGUAACGCGUAAAAAAAUGUGUAUCGAAAGAUCGAUUUAUUUUCGCAACGAAUCUAGAACGAAUAAUUUCGGUACGAUGUGCAAUAAUUACCGAUGAGCAAAGUAAAGAGCAUUUAUUUGAGAAUAUAUAGUCGGUACACGUUGAUUAUUUAUUUGAAUCGAACGAUCAGUUUCAGUCGCAAAGUUCGUCCCUGUUGUUCUUCUCCACCUGAACGAUGGCUUGGCCGACCGCACCAGUGUCGUUGACAACUACUGAAAGAUGAGCAUAACUGCUGUUCAACCAAAUCCAAGUCGAAAUCGUGUACGAAAUCUACUCGGUGCCUAUGCAUGUUUCACGAGCGAGCAACAACUUACGGCAAAAUGGGGUCGAGUUCGAAGUAGCAACGAAGAAUGUUCCACGCUGGGGAUAAUUUAUGGCGUUUAUACCCAUUUCGGUGCAAAUGUUUCUAGUACAAAGUUCCGACCCAACCGCCAUUAGAUUUCGAUACGAUAAAUCCCAAUGAUGCGCCCAAAAUGUACAAUUAUGUUUAACGUCGGAUAUCAACGACUCCGUUAAAUAAACGUACGAACGUCCAUGACUGCA